AUGAAAUCUGCAAAUUCAAAUUUGCCCAAUUCUAUUCAACCUGAUUAAAAUGAAAUCAAUGAAUACAUUAAAGAGUAUCUUAGAUAUUCAUCUUUUACAAACACUCUUGAAUGUUUUGAAGCAGAAAUAAAGAGCAAAUAAGUUUCCAAUAAAAUGCUGAAUAAAUAAUAAUAAUCUAAAUAAAUAGGAGAUGAAGCCCCAAGACUAUUUCAGUUAUUUAAGAGUGACAAUACAAAAACUAAAAGAGAAAUCAAUUUAGAAAAGGAGUAAAAAGCCUUUAAUAAAAAAUAUUAAUAAAUCCUGCAGGCUGGGAGACAAAUCUUCUCUGUGAGUAUCAAUCUACUCUAAUUAUUGCAUUCUCUCAAAGAAACAGCCAAGAAUGAGAACUUGAGUGAAACCUUAGAAAAUUAUAAAAUUUAAUUGGGGAAGUAUCAUAAAGUGAUCAUCAAUGAAGGUAAGCCAGAAGGAACAGAAUUGAUUACUGAAUAAGUUAUGCAUGAACACAAGACGAAACUAUUUAAAAACUUUCAAGAUAAACAUGUGGAUGGAAUGAUUGAGGUUUUGCUGUCUCUAAGAGUCAAUGCACUGCAGAUAGCACCUGAAUUGAGAAAGAACCUAGUUUAUGAGUUAAUUAGAAAUGAUGUAUUCAAUAUUGAAGCAACAGAGAAAUUUGAUUUUGUUGUUCAUUUAUUGGAUAUCAAUAAUUAGAGUCUGAGACACGCCAUUACUAGUUUGAUUAGUGUCAUCAGCAGUACUUUGAGAGGAGUGGAAUACCUAACAUAUAAUGGGAAUAUGAUCAUUAUUGAGAAAAUCAUUAAAAUUUUGAAGGAAUAAGAAAAUGGUUCUGUUACUUAAAGAUUUUGUUUGGCAAUUCUCUAAAAAGCUAGUAUUAAAGAUACUGUAAUACCAACCUAUGUUCAUAAUGAAAUCAUCUAAUGGAUCAUAUUAUUAAUUCAAAAAUCAAUAAAUACAAAAAUUCAUAUAUUUUGUCUUGAUUUUGCAUCUGCUACAUUAGCAAAUGUAAUUCACACUCCAUACACAUUGCAAUAUCUUGAGAAAUAAGGGAAAUUUGCUCAUUAGGUUAUGGAAUAACUCUUAAAGUUCAUGAAAGAAUAGAUUUAAGUAAGUGUGUUGAUGCAUGUUUUAAUUUGUCUAUCAUAUUUGAGUAAGGAGAACUUUGCCAAACAAAUGGAAGAAUGUAGGUUUGUGGAGAGAAUCAGCGAAUUCGUUGAAUAUUACAGUGUAAUAAAUACAGAGAAUGAAGCAGCUGAGAUAGACAAAAAAACAGUAUUGGAUUUGUGUGCUCAUAUGUUUCAUCCUAAAGAUACAUCUCUGGAUAAUUCAGAGACAGUUGAAUUGAAUGAAUUAAAAACUGAGGAUAGAAUUAGAGAAUAUGAAAAUGAAUAAGGAGAACUGAUAUUUGAAUGUUUUUAGGAUGAAGUGAGUUGA
This is a messenger RNA of Paramecium tetraurelia, 1449 nucleotides long. RefSeq lists its product as uncharacterized. Gene Ontology annotation, cellular component: ciliary tip; ciliary basal body; centriole. Gene Ontology annotation, biological process: cilium assembly. Gene Ontology annotation, molecular function: protein binding. The transcript is spliced from 3 exons. Lineage: Eukaryota; Ciliophora; Oligohymenophorea; Peniculida; Parameciidae. The record is from RefSeq and is a predicted model, not a curated record.